Messenger RNA from Jaminaea rosea, 622 nucleotides. RefSeq lists its product as hypothetical. Bases 218 to 541 code for a protein of 107 amino acids. NCBI's taxonomy places the organism in Eukaryota, Fungi, Basidiomycota, Exobasidiomycetes, Microstromatales. The transcript has a single exon. The record is from RefSeq and is a predicted model, not a curated record.
GUGCUAGUGUGCUCGACUUCGUACUCCUUCGUCUUGGGCCCACGGACGAAGACUUCUUCUGGGCCCGGUUGAUCCUUGCGAAUCCAUCUACCCCUUUUCCGAUUGAGGAGACGAUGUCUCGCGGGAUUAUGACGGCAGCUUUCAGCCCCAGCAUCGUCCUCCCAGUGUCCUUGAUGUUGAUGGGGAAGUCCUCGCCAUCGAGCAGGAUGAGCUGAUCAUGGAUGGGAAUGGGCCUUUUGCAUCCGUUACCAUACAGCGGCUUCGUUGGCAGCUUGCAUGCCUUGCGGCAGUCGUUCCGCGCCUGUCGCAUCAGGCGGGUCUUCUCUCCCGCCAGCAUGCACCAUUCGUCGGGUGCGAACCCUGUGGGAUCGUCCCUACGCUUGAAACAGUAGUAGAUGUCUUCGCUACUGGCAUCGAUGCCGAUGGUAAUGUCAAAAAGCUUGACAUCAAGGCCGCCAGGCGGAGGUGGAAAGCCCUGCCCAUCAUGAGUCCUGCUCAAUUUUCCCUCCACCCGCAGACUGUUGCGCCAUUGCCCAUCUGACGGCUUACAAGCUGGGCGGAGCUGGCCCGUGGCAGCCGCAGUUGCCUGGGAGAAGUCGCCGCCUUCCAUCCCUACCUCUUU